UUAUGGCUACGGAAACUGAAAAACGAUCCUCCAGCAUAAUGCAAUCAGGUGACUCCACGACCUAUGCAGUUCCAAGCAGCGGAGACUACAUGCCUCUUAAUCCAUCAACACGGAACUGGGAAAUUAACCGAGAACAGGUCAAAAUUGUAAAAGUAAUUGGCAAAGGAGCUUUUUCUCAAGUUGCCAAGGCAACAGUAUGGAACAUAAGCAAUAACGAGGAAUACUCAAAGUUUGCUAUCAAAAUGUUGAAAGUGAAUGCUCCGGAUUCAGACAGAAAAGACUUGCUGUCAGAACUUGAGGUGAUGAAAAAACUGAAGCCUCAUCCU
Orbicella faveolata is the source of this 326-nucleotide messenger RNA. Its product is annotated as tyrosine kinase receptor Cad96Ca-like. The record is from RefSeq and is a predicted model, not a curated record. NCBI's taxonomy places the organism in Eukaryota, Metazoa, Cnidaria, Anthozoa, Scleractinia, Merulinidae.